Molecule: messenger RNA, 1388 nt
Organism: Gastrolobium bilobum
Lineage: Eukaryota; Viridiplantae; Streptophyta; Magnoliopsida; Fabales; Fabaceae
Product: septum-promoting GTP-binding protein 1-like
Exons: 6
Coding region: 122-958 (278 amino acids)
Molecular function (GO): GTP binding; GTPase activity
Source: RefSeq, a predicted model, not a curated record
AACCAAACACACCACAACAACAAAGAACAAGAAGAAAAAGAAACCAAAAACACCACAACAACAAAGAAGAAGAAGAAGAAGAAGAAGAAGAAGAAGAAGAGAGCUAUGUUUUUGUGUAUCCAUGGCCAAGAUCAUUCACCAAACCACUAGAAAGAUGUCACAACUCUGCCGGAAAAUCGUUCAGGUCGACGUCCGGUGGGGGGUGUUCCAUAAGGUGUCCUUCGUAGGCCAGUUUUUUCGCUUCAUAUGGGAUAGAAUUCUUGUUUGCUCUGUAGGGAAGCAAGCUCAGUACCGAAGAUUACCCCUUCGGGAUUCUUCCUCUUCUUCGCCGGCGGCCACUGUUGACGACGCCGCAAUCACCAAUAGCAGCGGGUAUGACACGGAUUCGGAUUUGGUUAACCUCAAGAUCAGUUUGUUGGGUGAUUGCCAUAUUGGAAAAACUACUUUUGUGAUCAAGUAUGUUGGGAAUGAGCAAGAAAAGAGAAGCUUGCAAAUGGAAGGACUAAAUCUAAUGGACAAAACAUUGUCUGUUGAAGGAGCUCGUAUUUCGUUUAGUAUAUGGGAUGUUGCAGGUGACAAAAGAUCCCUGGAUCAAAUUCCCAUGGCUUGUAAAGAUGCAGUUGCAAUUUUGAUUAUGUUUGAUCUCACCAGCCGUUGUACACUGAAUAGUGUUGUUGGAUGGUAUGGUGAAGCAAGAAAGUGGAAUCAGACUGCGAUUCCCAUUCUAAUAGGAACCAAGUUUGAUGAUUUCGUUAGGCUUCCCCCAGAUUUACAAUGGACAAUUGUAACACAGGCAAGGGCUUAUGCAAGGGCGAUGAAGGCAACCCUUUUCUUUUCAAGUUCAACCCACAAUAUAAAUGUCAACAAAAUUUUCAAGUUUAUCAUGGCCAAGCUCUUUAACUUGCCAUGGACGGUAGAACGAAAUUUGACAGUUGGGGAGCCCAUAAUUGACUUCUAAAAUGUUCUUUACCCUGAUUCAUAUAUAUGUACAUAGCAGGACAAGGGAGGAGAAAAAAAAAAAGAAAAAAAACAAGACAAGCUUUUCAUUUUGACACUCUAUCACCACUCAUCACAGAGGUACCUAAUUUACAUGUUUUCUAUAGGCAUUUUGACCAUAAAUCUUUAGAGGGUGAGAACCUGAGAUGGUGUGAUUCAGUUAUUCUGUCGCUGGUACUCCUAGUUCCUCAUGCUGUGGCCGAGGCCAAAGAUCAUAGCUACUGAUUUUUUCACUUGUGCUGUGAAAGAAAUGUGUUAGCUUCAAAUAGAGGAAUGCAAAGAUCAAGAUGUCAAUAAUCUUUGGUCCUUUCAUAAAUCCAGUUUAUUAUUUUUGUCUGUUGUUUUUCUCUAAUUGGAAAAGGAUUUGUAUAUACGAAAUGUCAAAAUACAGA